AUAGACUGACCAGCCCAGGCCGAGCUCAACGCUCCCCAAGACGUCAUCACCUGCCACCGCAAAUCCGUCUCGGCCGUUGCACGUCUCGCCCGCUUCCUGACGUCCGUCCACGACACCCACGAUGCCGUCGACGACUGCAUCCCCAUGGACGAGGCCGCCUUCGCCACCGUCUCGUCCAUCUUCACCGUCGGCGGCCUCAUCGGCGCCCUGGCCGCAGGUCCCUUCUCCUCCCGCCGUGGCCGCCUGCUCGCCAUGCGUGUGACGGCCCUCCUCUUCAUCGCCGGUUCCGUCAUCGAGUCCGUCGCCAACAGCGUCCCCGUCAUGGCCCUGGGCCGCUUCCUGUCCGGCAUUGGGGCUGGCGCGGCCACUGUCAUCGUGCCGCUUUACAUCAGCGAGGUCUGCCCGCCCGAUCGCAGGGGCUUCUUUGGCUUCAUGACGCAGAUAUCCAUCAACGUCGGCAUCCUCAUCACCCAGACACUGGGCUUCUUCCUCAGCUACGGAAGUGCCUGGCGGUGGAACCUGGGCAUCGGGGCCUUCAUCGCUGCGGCGCAGGCCCUUGGGCUGCUGAUUGUCCCCGAAAGCCCAGCCUGGCUCGCUGCGCACGAUGACGUGGCUGGAGCAAACAAGACGCUGCAGAGGAUUCGCGGUCACGCUGUUGACACAAGUGAGGAAGGCGAAGGCUGGGGCCGAGAUGCUUCAGGUGCCGGCGAGGAAGAGCAAGGCCUUCUCGCCCAGCACGCAGACGAAGAUGCAGACAACGUACCUCCGCCCAACGCCACGUCGGCAAAGAACGAGCCCGUUCACCUCGGCUUCCUCCAGGUCGUCCGCGAUCCCAACACACGGCCCGUCAUCAUCGCGCUGGUCGGUAUCAUGUUCGUGCAGCAGCUGUGCGGCAUCAACUCCGUCAUCAUGUACUCCGUCUCCCUACUCGCCGACCUGCUGCCCAUCUCCUCUGCGCUGCUCAGCAUCCUGGUCUCGCUGGUUAACCUGGUCACGACCGUCGCCUGCUCCCCGUUGCCUGACAGGCUUGGACGCAAGGCAUGUCUCAUAAUGUCCAUCGUAGGCCAGGGCAGCAGCGCUCUUGUGCUGGCCCUGUCCAUCGUCUUUGGCUUCAAGAUUGUAUCAGCAUUCGCCGUGCUCUUUUUCGUCGGCUUCUUCGCUGUGGGCCUGGGUCCUGUGCCCUUCAUCCUUGCGUCCGAGCUGGUCGGCCAGGAGGCCGUUGGCGCAACCCAGAGCUGGUGCUUGGGAGCAAACUACAUCGCGACCUUUUUGGUGGCGCAGUUCUUCCCUAUCGUCAACAAGGCCCUCAACUCUUGGCUGGGCGGCCAGGGCUGGGUGUACUUUAUCUUUGCUGGCCUGGCCGCCAUUUCAUUUGUUUUCGUGACUUGGUCGUUUAGAUCUCUGCGUUUUCAUGGUGCUACCGGUAACUGAAGUGACUUGAGCGUGAACGUAAUUAUCUGGAUGAUAGUACUCUGGCGUUUGUAUUUGGGACUGGUGGAAAGACACAUGCUACGCCUCAUAGUCUGAACAUCAUUCAAUAACAGGAUUGUUGUUUCUUUUC
This is a messenger RNA of Trichoderma citrinoviride, 1561 nucleotides long. RefSeq names its product general substrate transporter. The record is from RefSeq and is a predicted model, not a curated record. The transcript has 2 exons. Gene Ontology annotation, molecular function: hexose transmembrane transporter activity. Gene Ontology annotation, biological process: monosaccharide transmembrane transport. The coding region runs from base 145 to 1431 and encodes 428 amino acids. Gene Ontology annotation, cellular component: membrane. NCBI's taxonomy places the organism in Eukaryota, Fungi, Ascomycota, Sordariomycetes, Hypocreales, Hypocreaceae.